CUAAAACGGGUCAUCAAAAGUAGGCGCGUUUUCUCCAAUGAUGGCGUUAAGACAAUGAAAAUAUCUGAAUUGAAAUUAAGGAAGGUAACUUUAACAGAAUCAUAUAUAUAAUUUUAAAUAAUUGUAAUUUUACAGGUGUAUGGAAGUGUUUCAUAUGUAGUUCAUAGUGGAGAAUGCUGGCUGCCCAAUCGCAAAAGUACGUCGUCGCCAAUUAAGUUAAAAAUAUCAAAGCGUCAAGAGCAUUCACCGAAAAAUUGGUGAUAAGGGCCUGUAAUCCCAGAGAUUUUUUUCCCCCCAGUUCCGGUAUCCAGUUUUAUUUUAACUCAAAAUAUGGCUAAUCUGAUAUACCGCCUAAUCCUUACUCAUACUGUUACUAGUCUUCAUAAUCUUAGUCUUAUAAAUUAUAUGAUACUAUAAUUACUAUAUCUAGGUCUACUCUAGGUAUUUCUGUAAAAAAAAAAUGUAUUUCAAAAUAUUACAGAGCUGUACUGUAUGACAUAGAGAAAACUUCCAAUUAAAAAAUGAAACAAGAAUCAACUUUCUAGCUUUAACUUUAAUGCUUUUUGAGAUAUGUAUUUUUUAUGUAAAAGUGUGAGUUUGUCAAAGUUUGUUUGGUAUUUUGGGUUAACGUUAUGGGUUUUGUCAAAAGUUGUCUUACCCCAAGCGCAGUGGCUUCACAUUGGAGAAUCCCAACACUGGACUUUGUUGAGUGAAUAGACCUAUUGUAGGACGUGAUCGCCUGUGACUGUGAGUCAUGUGUGACUUUCCUGUUCUUUACUUAGCAUUACUUUCGUCAUAAAUGAUAAAAAAAGUGUCUAGUUUACUACCUAUAGCUUCUAGUUAGGGCAGGGAGCUAUUUGUAGUGAACUACCAAGAGCUUCUAGAGAGCUAUUGGUAGUCCAGCCAAUCAGAUCAAACCAAAAUAUGAGCUUUAAAUACCCGCUUCCAAUGAGGCUGGCGAAGUAUUUCCCCGUUCAUUUAUUACUAGUUUGUACUAGUGACAACACCUCCGCACUAAUUGUAAAAUCUACAGUACUGUUGUAAAGUUUUAAUACUAUCUGCUGUAGCUCAGAUUUGGCUAUAUUGCUUUUAAUUUAUCUAAUAUAGAUCUUAGAUAGAUGUAUGAUACUGGGGGGAAGGGGAUCAUAGUCUGAAAAAAUGUUACCCACCUUCUUCUUUGCCAAGGCCAAAGUAAGAUGGGCAGUAAAAACAAAAUCCAGCUGCAAACAUAUUGUGUGUGCUAAUUAUUAUGAUUAAAAUUAUAAAUUAAAAUACAAGCCUAAAUAAUUACCAUAAGAAGUUUUACUGCAUACAAAGUGUGCAUAUCAAAAUCUUUUUACUUCAGUUAAAUCAAUUAAAUAAACUGUAUAAUAACGUGAUUAGGCUUAAUGAUGAUAAAAUAAGCUUAGGCCAAUCAUUGUUUAGGAAAAUGAUCACUUGAACAACCCCCCACCCCCCCGCUUUUGAUUUUCUGUUGUUGGGGAAAAUAUCUACUGAGUGUUAUUUACAUAAAUGAGCCAUCAUUAACUUAUAAAGGCAUUGAUAUUUUUAUGUACAAUUAAACAAUUUCAUUGGGAAUAUUGUGCAACUAUAACACAAAUUGGAACCACUAUUUAAUAUUUAUUUUUUAAUGCUAUGCGGAGUAUGCAGAAUCAAUGUUUUAAACUGCACAUAAUUUUGAUGAAAACAUAAGCAGUGAUACAUAAAUAAAAUAAAAUAUAUUGAAAGAAAGAAAAAUAAGUGUACUAUGUCUUGAAAAUCCUUUUGGGGUGAAUUUAUGAGACUAGACUCUAGACACAAACAAUACAUUUUGUUGGCGCAUGUUUGUUUGUUUUGGCGAUAUACAUACUUCAGAGUGAUUUCAGUGUUGUAAUCAAAAAUAAAUUGUGACUACCAAUAAUUAUUGCACUGUAUUAAUCUAUCAUCAAUUGGUAGUUUUUUUAUUGUAAACUACCAAUAGCUGCUUAGAAGCUACUGGUAGUGGAGUUUACUACCAAUAGCCACAGCCAAUGAUAAACUAAAUCUAAAGAUCGAAUCGGUUAAUAUGAAGUAUGUUAACUCUCAAAAGACUGUAGAUUUUUCCAGUUUUUAAUGACCUUGAAUAUAUCUUAUUCUUCAAUGUGUCUCAUGACUGUAAUUUUGUAGCUACCUCCAAGUAUUAUAUAUCAUUUUAAAGGUAAUUGGAUGCUCUUUAAUUGAUAUUUGGUGUUUGUUCAAAAUAUCCUUGCUAAAUUUGAUGUUUUAUUAUUUUUGGGCAAAAAAAAUAUUUUUUUAAGUCGACAAAAACAUAACAUCACAGAUUUACAAAGAAGGAGAAAAAAAAGUGUUUCCAAUUAGAGCAAUAAAAUUUAUAUUUUAUUUGAAUGUGUUGAAUACUAAAAAACAUAUUCAAAUUUCAAAAGAAUAGACUCAUAAAUAAAAAAGUUCAGAUCAUUCAAGGAAAUAUUGCUCAAAAAGUCAAAAUUAUUUUCAAAAAAUAAUAAUAAUUAUUUUUUUCAAAGGAAAACAUAUAAUGUAUCAUAUUAUCCUUUAGAGGAUUAUUAGUAAGUAUUAUUUUAGAAGAAAAGUUAAGAAAAAAAGGCACAUUUUAAUAAAUUAAAAAUUUUUAUGCAUCCCCGAGAUACCGAUCAAAGGAUAUAAUCCUUCGCCAAGACAAUUUAUAAAAAUUCUUGAAAACAAUUUCUUUAUUUAUUAAAUCAUACAAAUGUAUCAAAGAGAAAGCCUGUGACAUAUUUACCCUGUUUUGGUAACCCACAAUUACAUUUUUUGUUAUUGUCAUGUAGAGGCGCAUGAUGUAAAGAUUUCGGGCUUUACAGUAUCGGGUUCAUCAUCAAAUAUGUCAAUUGUUCAUUAAUCGCUAUCUUUUCUUGAUGCUGAUACAGUUGAUUGUAUUUUGCAUUGAGGUACAGAAGUGUCUCCCAAUUUUGCACAGCAUGUUUCCUUUAUUUUCAGUAUCAGAAACUUUAAGGAAACUCAAUAUAGCCUUGAAUAUGUCCUUAGUACUAAUGGCCUUGCUCAUUGUCCAUCAUAAAAGGAUUUCCUGGACAUUUCUUGUAAAAUUAAGAGCUUGAUAAGUCCUGCAUUCAUAAUAAAUCCACUUAGUAGCUAAAACUUCCCUUCAAUGAUGUUAUAGUGGUACCAAUUUUUGAAAACGCAAAAGUUCUGCGAUCCAUUGUCCUGCGCACAAGGCUUACUAAUAACCAACCAAAUCUGUAGUAAAGUAGAGGUUGAAAAAUGUCAAUUUGCUUUUAAAAUCUCCUUAUAAAAUCUCCUUAUAUCUUCUCUUGUUAUAACUUUAGGCAUUAGGAAGCAAUAGUGCUUAUUACCUCUGUUCUAAAUGCAGCAGAGAGUCCCACAGUCUUUUAUCAUCAUAACCCAUUGUAUUGACUAUAUUUGACAUCUGCCCUUCAUAGAUGCUGUCAAAAUAUUAAAAAAAGUUUUUUAGCUAAAAUAAAAAAAUUUACAAUAUAAAUAAAAAGAAUUCAAAAUAUUAAACAAUCUGCCUAAAUUACUUUUACUUCAAAUUUUCAUUGAAAAGGGAACAUGGCUGAUUGUUACAGUGUAAUAAUAGCCUUGGCCUUGAGAACCAUUGUUUACAUUUUGCUAACUGAAACGUAAUAAUAAUAAAUUAAUUGUAUAGCUACAAAUUAGUUUCAAGCAAAUAAAUAAUUAAAUCUAUUUCAGAAUUUUAUACUACUGGAACUUGAAAAAAACUAAUGUUAGGGCUAAUAAUAGUGAUUAAAAAGUAUCACAGUAUGCUGAGUUGAGUAUGAAUGAAAAAGUAAACAAACCUUGGAUACUAUUAUUAUGAUGAUAAUUUACAGAAUUCUCUUUAUCAGAUACAUCUGAAGUGCUAUCUUCAUCAAAAAUAUUCCUCUAAGUAAGAAUAGUUGUCCAUUUCAAGCUUAUAAUCAGAAUCAGACUCCAUAGAAAUGUUUUAGAGUGUAGUAACAGGGAAUUGUGGAAAAAUAUUAGUAAAUGGCAAAAAGGAAAAUUUAUGGACAAGUUGCUACUAGAUUUCUUCAAGAACUAGUAAUAUAAACGAUUUUUCUUUCUUGCCAAAUAGAAAUUUAACAUUCCAAAAUUGUAAAUCUUUAUUUUCGCCUUUUAAUAUUAUUUUUAUAUAUAUAUUAGCGGUAGUUUUUUCACCCGCCAUAUAUGACAGAUUUUUCAAUCUCCCGUCUUUUGAGAGUUAAGAUUAAUUUUUAUUAAAAUCCAACAUACACUUACAGCUUUCAAAAGAAUUGAAAACAAAAACCCAUCCUUGCUAAUACCGCUGGAAAAAAAAAAACGUGUGCUAAAAAAUCUCUUUUGAUUUGUUGAAAAUCAAAGAACCCGUAUCAUGCGGUAUGUUAAAACUUUGUUAACAAAAGGUAGCCUGCCGUUUUACCCACGAACUGUCCAUUGUAUGUUUCUGUACUGUGUUUCUAGAGCUUUUUGGGUGCCUUUGAAAAAUGUGAUUUUCACAUGCAAAUACUAUAGCUAGACCCUGUAAAGUAUAUAUUUAUUGACGUAGACUGGGUGGGUAAUCAUACUGGCUAUUUCUUCUUCUUCUAUAUCUUAAGGGCCCACGAUCAAUUUAUUGAUAAUUUUGGCUUCUAUGCAUGUAGAUGGAAUUUGCAAUGUUUCUGUUACUGGUGUUGAUGAGGAAAUCAUGCACUAGGGGUUUGAAGGCUUGAGGCAAUAGACACAAAUGUGUCUAGUGUUGUCGCCUCAACCGUUCCUUUUGAAAGAUUGUUCCAGUCCCUGAUUGUCUUGGGCAGGAAUGAGCAGCUCCUAUACUGGCUUCUUGAUGUAUGAACCUGAAUUGCCUGUCAUGGCCUCGUCGCUGUCUAUGGGGGAGAGGGACGAGUUUCUGUUUAAUACUGGAACAGUGGACCAGCCCAUUAUUUAUCUUGUACAUCAUUUUUUAAUGAUAUUUUAACCUGGCUAACUAAGACUUUGACCUUGGAGUGACCAAGAAUAAAGAAAAAUUGUCUUUUUGAGUACCUCAAACUACAAUUUUUGAAGGCAUAUUAUUAUAAUGUUUAUAUAAUAUGAUAUUAUUAACAUUUACCUUUUAGAAAAUGUAUUAUUUGUAUAUGUUUUCAUUUAUUAAUAGAUUUUUUUAAAAAAUCUUCUGAUACCUAUAAUUACGUUCAAGUAACAAAGCGUGACAUAAACAAUGUAAACAUUACAAAAACAUAGCAAGAAAGAGAUAAAAUUUAAAAAGCGGCUAUAUAAAUAUUUAAUUCAUAAAAUGAAAUAUAGGAAAACAUAUAUAGAACAACAUCAAAUUAUUUUUUGUUGGUUCAAAAUCAUCUGCAACAUAGUUUUGAACGAGUCCUAAUGUUGCGGCAUCAACUACUUGUUUUUGGCCUAGGUCUAAAUCGUCCGAACUUUUGCUUUCUGACCCACUAGAAAAAUAAUCGGAGUUAUCAUUGUUUUAGUGUGAUCGUAAAAUCAUCUUCCGAAUCACUUAAGUCAUUAACUAAAAAGAAUUAUCAAAAAGAUUCCUAAUUGAUUUCUUUUGUGAGCCCGAUGGUCUGACGCAAAUUUGCUUGAUAAAGAUCGUUGCAAAAAUAACUCCAAAGUUUUAAAAAAGGACACAGAAGAGCAAAAAACGGAAGUUCACGUAUUCUGUCCAUUCCCAAGACACACACUAAAACAUAUGGUGAACGAUCUUUCUCUUUCUGCCGCCCCCAAACAAUGGAAUUCUUUGCCACUAAGCAUAGGCAAUAUACCAACCACCCAGGCCUUCAAAGCUGCACUCAAAACAUAUCUUUUUAAAUUAUACUACGGGUACCCUGACUGAUUCCCCUCCUCUGACCGAUAAACGAUCUUGCUGGUGCCGUCCAUGGUUUGCCUUGUAAAAGUUAUGUGGUGGGGUGGGUGAAUAUACAUUGCUGUUCUUUAUUUCAUAAAUGUAUUUUAUUUUAAUGUCAUGAUUAUGUCUCUUUUGAUAAAAUUUUUAUGUACAGCGCGGUGAGCACAGCCCUAGGCUGGGGUACCGCGCUAUAAAAGACGUCUUGUUAUUAUUAUUAAUAAAAGGAAGUAGCGUUAUUUUGUGUAAAAUAUUGGACUGGAACUUAUUCUUUCAACGCAUCUUUUUAUCUGCCGUUUUUAUUGGCCGACACAAUUUGGGAAGAGGAAAUCAGCAGAUUUCUUCAGCCGACGACAGUUCGUGGGUUAAAUUAUACUGGAUAUGGGUGUCUGCGCAAAAGCUUAGGAAAUAAUUGAUCACUUCAGUUUCAUAAUGGUUAGAUGGUAUUUGAAUUUGAACCAGAAUAUUUUCAAUUGAGGUUUAAAAACCUGUUAGAUUCCAUAUAAUAAAUUAUCAUAAUUUUCUGUGUGCAAAAUCUCGAGUUUCAUUCAUUGUGCAAAAUGAUCUUCUUUUGGACUUGGGAGGGCUCUCCCCAACCCAUAACCCCAUUUUAAAUAGUGUAUUAAAUUUAUCUAGCUAUGCAAUAUUAUCUUUAGAUUUAAUAAAUAAAAUAUGAAUUUGGUUCUUUAAGUCAAAGGCAACCAUUAUCUUAUAAAAUAUAAGCACUCUCCCCAAACUCCCCCCCCCCCCCCCCCCCCCACUUUCAUGCAGCUGACUUCAAACGAAAGUCCUCAAUAUUCAAUCCCCCAACUGUGCAUAUCACUGUGGCAGUUAUGGGUCCUUAUUUUCAUUGGCAAUAAAUCCUUUUUACAUAAAUAUUUAAGCGUCAGUCAUUUACUUAGGAUAAAUUACCUUUUUUUUUUUUAGACAUGCAAUACGAAUAGUUUUUGUAUUGUUUUGUCAUCUGUAUGUUUAUUUAGUUACUAUUACAAGUUGAUGCAGUGGUGUACAAUUUUGAGAUGGUGAAGUACUAUUCUGAAACGAUAUUGUGCUAUUUUGGAAGUUCUAAGGUAACCAGUUCUAGUAAAUUGUUUAAUGUGCAAUAGAACUUAAUAUGAGGCCAUAAGAUUUUAUGGGUGCUACUGAAUGGUCCAAGGCAACAGGAAAAUUAACAUCUGUCUUAUUUGCUUUUAUUUUGCAACUUCAUCCCGCUGAUGAAUAUCUCCCGUACAUGUGUACGGUCACAUGACUUUUAGACACUUUUUAUUGAAGCGAACCAGACUCUCCAAAUCAUUUGCAAUCAAUUGAUCCGAACAUGAUUUAUCCUUUUUACAAGGCUAAAAAAUAAUUCAGACUAUUUUUUUUUUGCUAAAAGCUUUUCUUAAUUAAAUGGUUAAAUCUAUUGAAAGUGAUGGGUACAAUGAUAUUAAUAAACAUAUUUUAACCCAACUGCUGCUAAGACUAAAAGUAAUCCAUGUCAUUUCUUUGCUAAGGAAUCGGGCGAUCGUUAGCAGAUCGUUAAAUUUACCACUUUUCUUAUUGAAGGAAUUAUUUCUCAAGCCAACUCCAAUCGUUUUAAUGCCAGGGUCAAAGAUAUGUUUCAAGACUUGCAGAAUGCUAGAAGAUUGUAAAGAAAAAUUUCAAUGAAACAAGGGCAAGCAUGAAAGUGGAUACUUUUUCUAACUUGCUUGUAACUAAAUCAAUUGCAAUGCUAACCUUCAGUUGUCCUAAUAGCUGUUGGACAAGUGCAAAAAGGCCACUAGGGAUAUGCUUGAAAACUGAACUCUUACUAAGAGUCUUAGCAGCCUGUGUACAUAUGUAUUUAAAAGGGAUCUUCUGUUCUGUAUUUAUCUGCAUAUAAUUAAAAAACCAUUUCCAGUAAUGUUUUUGUCAUGUUCUGUGGACUCUUCAAAGACAAGGUACCGUAGGUAACUUUUUAUUUACUAAAAAAAGAAAGGGCUUGUGCAUUAGUAUAUAGAUAUUAAAUCAAACCCCCUGGCCACCCGCUUGGUGCACCACCCCCUGGGGGCAACUUCUCCCCUGCGUACACCCCCUACAGAUAUUUUUUUCUUUGCAGGUUGGCAGGUCUGCGAUUGUACGCCAAGACCCGCCAAAACCCUGGGUAAUUUUUUCAGAUUAAAAAAAAAUUAAUUAAAUUUUCGAUUUUUGAAGUUUUAGCCUCUCUCAUAAAGAUCUAGCAGUGAAUGGACCAAGAAAAAUUAUUGGUUGUAAUUUUUUUUAAAGUUGGGCCCACCCUGCAUAAUAUUAUGUACGCACUGGGGGGGGGGUUGCUGAUUGAGGUUAUUUGUGUUAACAAAACCCAUGGGUAGUGGAUUGGUGGGAGUGUCAAAGGUUAUAAAAAUAUCUCCGCAACAUAUUAUAUUGAUGCUUAUGAUUGUCAUGUUGUUGCUUUAUGUGGUACAGUGAACUAGCUAGUUGCGUCAACUGUAAUAUUUAGACUAGCGACAACUUCACUCACCAUCCCCUAUGACUGCUACCAAGCGUGUGAUGUCGUUUUGUUACAUAAUUAUUUUAUUCAUAUGAACUGCUGCGAUUGUGAAAACGGAGAAAACUAGAGAUGGUUUUUAAAAUAAAAUACAUUAUCCAACUGUUCUGUGCUGGAAUGCAUGAAUUUGACAUAUUUUAUAAGAUCUAGUCAGCAGCAUUUAAAAUAUAUUUUUAGAACUCGCAAAGCAGCUCUUAUCCCCUCAAUGAUUUUAAUACAACAGUUUAGUAUCGCUACUCCUACCCCCACCCCUGGCCCACUUUUUUACAGCUUGCGGUAGUUAAUAAACUUCAGUAUGUUAACUGAAAAAAAUCAGGUGCCUACUGGAUAGGCCACGGCACAAUGUUUUUCCCCAUUAAUGAGGAUAAGGGAAGGUUGGCUUUGCGGAGCGAAAUAAUUACGUCACCAGCACGGAAAGAUGUAUAAGUGGACUAAAUUGUGUUGUCACUUUGUCAUGUUAAAGAUGAAAACACAAAGCAUUAGUAUACUGUAGUAUACGAUAACUGCCAAACAAUGUGAUAUUUUUAUAGCCUUAAUAAUGAUAAUAGGCCUAAUUAGAAUUAAUGGAUUUCACAGAUUUUCAGAUGACAGUUGGUUCUAUAACAGAAUAACAGACCGUCAGGAUAAUUAUUGUAGAAUUUAUGCAAAAAUGUAGGUGAAUUCUGGUGGAGCCCCCCCCCCCCCCCCCCCCCCCCCCCCCCCCCCCCCCCCCCCCCCCCCCCCCUCCCAUCAAAGCUGCCAAGCGCAUACGUAAAAUUUGGAUGGCCCUUUGCCCUUUACAUUGACAAGGUCUUCUACUUCUACCAAUAAAAAUCAGAAUGAACAAAAGAAAAAGAAAUUUUAUCAGCAGAUAUUCUUUCUUGAAUAUCAGAUAAAAUUUACUGAGUUGCGUUCUUCAUCGAAGGGUCCAUCAUACACGCACUGCGCCAUCUGCAAGUCAGACUUUUCAUUAGCAAUUAGAGGCAAAAGGAGUGGUGUUAAUUUAGGAGAUUGUGUGUAAGGCAUGGUUCUAAAUAUUUAAAUCUAUACAAUCAACAUUUUCGUAAUGACAGUUGUUGUUUUUUUUUGGGGGGGGGGGGUGUUGUUACUCAGCAGAAAUUAUGUGCAUAUUAAAAAAUUCUACAAUAUUCAUCCUGAAAGUCCAAAUAUAACAUAUUUAUAUCUCGAAUGCUGUUUAGUAGGAAUUAUUGUUGUGAUGUUUUUCAUAAAUGAACUCGUUAGCUAUACAAGGACAAUGUGCUGCGCCCCUUGUCUUUGAGAAGUAAAUGGGAUAUUAUAUAGUUAACUUCACUGUUAAGUUCCUUUCUAAAGACUUUGUAUGACCUAAUUUUUUCUUACGGCUGACCGCGGAGAGUACAGAAACGGAGAAGACUAGAGAAUGCAUUCUCAACUGUUAACAUGCAGCAAUAUUAGGAGAGAAUUUGGCGGUUCCACUUAAAAAACAUUGACAUAACAGGGUUGGCGAGUUAACCGAGGUCGAGAUAAGCGGGUUCAACUGUAAUUAAUAACAACCAUCUUCUUUACCAUCAUGUUUCCUACCAAAAACAACAUAAAAUAUUGUACUUGUACCAUUUCUUUAAAAGUAUGUGUUGAAAUUAAGAUUAGAUGCAGACUAAUAAUUUUUUACUAUACUCUUUCAGACUAUUGACACCUGAUUUCAACCAACAGGAAGCCAUUCACUGAAAUUGUUGUUAUCCAUCUAGAUAGUUUUAAAAUCACAAAAUCUUCACCUUAUGUUCGGCUAAAGCUAUCACAAUGGAUGAAAAUGUGUGCCUAUCAACCUGGCGAUUGUUUUAUGAUACCUUUCAAAAUUCUAAAAUUGUAUUUUCACAAGUGGGGACAGGUAACGAAAUUGCUUUAAAAAAUGCUGGUACAUCUUUGCUAUUUGACACGGGCGGUGACUCUGCAAAGGAGCUUUUUAAAAACUGUGGGCUUUUGGGAGGAGAUAUUGUUAAAUUGAAUUACAUUCUAUGGAAACUUGAGGAGUUGUCUCUUCCUAAAGUCAUUGUCAUGUAUGAACAAUUUAAAAAAACGGAGACGACCUUUGACAUCAUGAAUGCCAUAGCUGAAGUUCACC
This is a messenger RNA of Lymnaea stagnalis (great pond snail), 10386 nucleotides long. NCBI's taxonomy places the organism in Eukaryota, Metazoa, Mollusca, Gastropoda, Lymnaeidae. The record is from the annotation of a GenBank genome assembly.